Molecule: messenger RNA, 3412 nt
Organism: Pieris napi
Lineage: Eukaryota; Metazoa; Arthropoda; Insecta; Lepidoptera; Pieridae
Gene: Moca-cyp
Product: peptidyl-prolyl cis-trans isomerase G
Exons: 20
Coding region: 155-2713 (852 amino acids)
Biological process (GO): protein peptidyl-prolyl isomerization
Cellular component (GO): intracellular membrane-bounded organelle
Molecular function (GO): peptidyl-prolyl cis-trans isomerase activity
Source: RefSeq, a predicted model, not a curated record
GUUGUCCAUGGCAGUCAGCACUCAGCAUAACCUGAAUUUAACUUAUUACGUUUAAAACAAUAAUAUUACAAGCUGAUAUGCUUCGCGUUUGUUAUAUUUACUAGUAAAUAAGCGAAAGUUGUUAAGUUGAUCGUGUUAUAUUGCUACUAUAAAAAUGACUGUGGACGGCGAAGAAAAUCCUAGGGACCGUGUGUUCAUGGACAUUGCUAUCGGAGGACUCCCAUCGGGUCGUAUUGUGUUCGAGUUGUUCAAUGAUGUGGCACCAAAGACGUGCGAAAAUUUCCGGGCUUUAUGCGCUGGUGACAAAGGAGUUGGAAAAAAUACUGGAAAACCAUUAACAUAUAAGGGCAUGGUAUUUCACCGUGUAGUGAAGGAUUUUAUGAUCCAAGGAGGAGAUUUCAGCAAUGCCAAUGGAACCGGAGGUGAAUCAAUUUAUGGUGGUACAUUUGAAGAUGAAACAUUUGACCUGAAGCAUGAACGGCCUUUCCUACUUUCUAUGGCAAAUCGGGGAAAGGACACAAACGGGUCACAGUUCUUUAUAACAACACAGCCGGCGCCGCAUCUCGACAAUGUGCACGUAGUAUUCGGCCAGGUAGUGAACGGGGCGACGCUGGUGCGGCAGUUGGAAGCGCUUCCCGUGGACCGCAACGCGAGACCCCUUCAGGACAUCACCGUUACUAAUUGUGGACAGCUUGUGAAACUUAAGGCUGGCAAAAAACGUAAACAGGAUAAAGAAAAAGAAAAGGAAAAGGAUGAGAGUGAUGCCGAGUCUGAGAAGUCUCACAAGAAGGACAAGAAAAAGAAGAAAGACAAGAAGAAGAAACGACAUCAAUCUGAGCAGUCUGAAGGUGAACAAACCUCGGAGCCAUCUCAUCCGUUGGUCAGCACCACCAAGAUUGAUCCAAAGGAGAUCCCGGAUGUGCCCACCAAUAGAUUCCUAAUGAGAGCAACAAGGGAUGAGAAGGAAAAAGACACCAGGAGAGAUAGGGAGAGGCCGCGAUACCGAGAGCGCGAACGUCACGCGUACACGCGCAGCGGACGUAUCGUUAAGGGGCGUGGUGUGUUUCGAUACCGCACGCCGUCUCGCUCUCGCUCGCGAUCUCGUUCGGUGACGCCGCCGCAUUGGAGGCAGGCGCAACGGAGGAUCGUCAAACUCGCUGAUUUCGAGCGUAAUGAACAUGAACGGGUUCAGGAGAAUUUGAAGAAGCCGGUAGUCAAGUCGCAGAGGGUAACUAAUACACCGCCCAGACAAGGAGAGAAGGAGGAAGGAGAGUGUGAUACGACGUUGGAGCAAUCUCGGGAUGGAAAAGUUGAUUAUAACGCACUGGAUUUCGAAGAAGAUGUGGACCAGGAAGAGGAAGGCGAAAUCCCAUCUAAACGUAUGGAGCAGAAACGCCUCGCGGAUAACCGGGCCGAUAUACUGGCGAGGGCCCUUGGAGUCAACCCCAAACAUGAUCAGCUCAGGGACAUGAAAGACACACGUGACUUCCGUCGUCGCGAAGGUAUAUCAUCUGCUGUAGUUCAAGCAGCGCCCAAGCUCUCGUCUGCUGUGGCUCCUAUGGGCUCUGAGAGCCAGAAUAAGGGUGAAUACGACCCUUUCACGCUGCUAAGGAGCACGUUUACAAGGAACAAGGAACAAGUGGCAAAAAAAGAGGUAGUGGAAACCCGACGUGAAGUACCUAAAGAUAAAGAGAGAGAGAAAUAUCGCAACGAGAGAAACGAUCAACCUGAUCUUAGAGAAAGUCUAAGAAAGCGUGAGAACCGAGAUGACAGAAAUGAUAAAGAGGAUUUAAGUAAAGAUGAGAGACACAAACGGACCGACAAAUACAAGGUCAACGAAGACAAAAAUGAAAGAUACAGAGCUAUAACUAAAUCACCCGAACUUAGUCCUAGAACUUUGGACCGAUUUGAGAAAAAUAAAAGGGAUGAGAAAUCACACGAUCGAGAACCUAAACGCCAACGCGACAUGGAGAGAAAGUCUCAGGAUAACAAUACACCAGAUAGACCCAAAUCUCGUGAAUCUAAAGAUAGAAAGCGCGAUAAAUCUAAAGACAGAUCUAAAGAGAGACGUGAUAGGUCACGAGAUAAAUAUGAUAGGUCUAAAGAAAGACGGGAUCGCUCUAAAGAUAGACGUGGAUCCAAGGAAAGACGCGACCGGUCAAAAGACAGACGUGAUAGAUCCAAAGAUAGACACGAUAAAUCUAAGGAUAGAUCGAAACGUAAUAGAUCAGAGAGAGAUUCGAAGGACAAAGAGCUGCCGAUUAAUGAGUUUGAUAUUGAGGGAAGAUCUAAAGAGAAAAUUAAGUCUGGGAAAGUCGACCCUGGGUACAGACAACAUCCUGAUACUUUUGACAUAGAGGGGAGAAAAACAAAAUCACCGCAACGCGAGCGCAAGGUUUCUUCAUCUGAUGGAAAGGAGAAAGAUGAGCAAGAGAAGAAAAAGGAAGAAGAAAGAAAUGAAGCUCGGAAAGAAUUGAUGGAGAUUGUUCGUUUGAUCAAGUCUAGACAACGCGAUCGUGAGAAUAAAGCUGCUGAAGCGAAAAAGAAGAAACGUGAUUCCAGUUCAUCGUCGUCUGAAGACGAGCGUUCGAAGCGACGCCGCACUCCAGACCGAGACAGAAGACGGAGUCGCAGUAGGUCUCGCCGCAGCACCUCUCGUUCCCGUCGCCGCUCGCUUUCGCCUCGGCGCAGGCGCAGACGCUCUUCAGACUAAGUAACUAAAUAGCUUAGCAAACCAAUUCCACGAGAAAUAGAGAGAUUUAGUUUUUUUAGAUUUUAGGCUUUAGUUACGACGAAAUUUCCGUUUUUAUAGAAUGGAUACACACGUAUUUCAGAACGUCACAUCUAUUUUCAAGAAGUAUGAAACCAUUUUUAUUUAAAGUUUGACAUUGACAGUCCUCAAGUGGUGAUUUGAGAUUGGUUUAAGGUCGUAGUCUGUUUCUAAAAACAAAGGAAACAAUUUAAUUACACGCAAAUAUCAAUAAACUUCUUAGUAUUGAUUCAAUGAAAUAUUUCUUAAGUAAAUAAGAUUUUGAUUAAUUUUGGCAUGGUUAAUUCCUUAAUCAGGAUUUCUUUAACUUCCAUUAGUGAUACCAGGAAUGAGAUAACUAGAUUGAUCUUGUACGCAAAAACAUCGGAAUCGGUAUCGCUAUCGCUAUUGGAAAUUAAAAAGUACUAUAAAGACAUAUAUUUCAAGAUUAAAGGUUCAAAGACAAUUUUACGAAACCUCCCUUCUGUCAAAUGUCAUUUGACAAAUGGAGGAGUCGAUAUUUUGAUUUCUCUAGUUCUCUAGAAAUUCUGUAGUUUUUUAACAAAUAUUUGAUUUUACUGCUUGAUUUAUUAAAUAUUUGGUCUCCAAUUAAAAGUAUACAAUUAUGUUGAGACAAAUUCUUGAAUAAAUUCUUUGUAUGAA